Molecule: messenger RNA, 319 nt
Organism: Acaulospora morrowiae
Lineage: Eukaryota; Fungi; Glomeromycota; Glomeromycetes; Diversisporales; Acaulosporaceae
Source: the annotation of a GenBank genome assembly
AUGAAUCAGUCGCCAAGAGGUCAAUCUUUUCAGAAAACGGGCAAACCAUCAAUUAAUAAUGACAUCGACAUCAAUUCGAUCGCAUUUUUUAACGCUCCUAUGCAUUUUCAAAUGUCCACGGAAAUUCCCAAAAUAUUACCACCGCCUACAAACAACCAAAUGUUACAUCUUCCAACGCCAAAAAUUCCUAAUUUAAACAUUGCAAAUCCCUCCAUAAAUCAUCAACUAUCGGCACCAAAUGUUAACUAUCCGCCUUCUGGUCGAGGAAACGUUACAAAAUCAAGGCAAAUUACAAGUCAUGACCCCAAAAGAGAAAUGC